UAUUUAAUAUUAUUAUUAAAUUAUCGAAACGUCAUUAUUUCUAUGCCACUAUGAGUUGCGUACGAUGCCGCGUUCACCCCAGUGACUUAAAAUCAUUUAAACAUACACACCACAAUUUACGUCCAUAACCAUACUAUACCCUAUAGGAAUCUAUACUUUUACCUAUUUACGUACAUAUAUUGAUUUUAUUUUUUUUAUUUAACGUUACGGCCGCGUUUCAUUGUGCAUCAAAACAGAAACUUCAAACCAUUAAAGUACCUAUAAUGUUCGCGAUAUGUGGACCAGACAUAAAUUGAUAAUAUAAAACAGUUUUAUGACUAAUUUCUAGUGAUGUGUAUGUGAUCAUUAACAAAGAAAGUACCUUUUGCAUGUUUACAAUUUGACGACUAUGUUUUCUUCUAAAACGUUCUUAUUAGAUUAUUAACUUGUCUAGAUAAAUAUUAUUUAAGAUGUCUGAAGAGGAAGAUGAAGGAUGGAUGAAAGCAUUAGAAAAAGCACUUUGUGAGAAAGACGAGUCUCCACUUAGUGAAGAAUCUGGAAAUUUUACUGUAAUAGCUAAUGAAUGUAGGGGUCAAAUGUGGCGUCAGUUACUGACCCGUGAUGAUGAUACUAUUCAAACUUUGUUAGAUGAGAGACCAAUUAUAAAGAACAUAGAACAAUUGGAGGUUGACUGUCAAAUGUUAAUUGCUUCUUUAGAAAUUGAAGACGAAGAAGAAAAAUUAAAUUGUUUGUCAGACACUGAAGCUAUAUUGGUGACAAUGUGCAAAAUAUAUAAUACAGACACGUAUGAUAUAAGUAAGAGAUGGCCAUCAAUAAUUCGACCAAUCAUAUCAUUAAAACUACCUCGAAUUGAUACAUAUACUAUGUUCCGCGCGAUCGAUGAAGAGUACUUAGCUAAACAUCAAGACUGUAAUCAUUUACUACGGAUAUUGUUAUUAUAUCAUGAUCCAGAAUUGUGUAAUUUAUUAGAUUCUCUAAAAUUGGGGCCAGAACUUUAUAGUGACUCAUGGAUACAAACUUUAUUUUCUGAAACAUGUUCUUUAGAAGUAAUUUUAAUUAUUUGGGAUUUAUACUUAGCAAAAAAAGACAGGUUUUUUAUAUUUUUUUUGGCUUUAGUAUUCAUCAUCAAUGCAAGGGAUCAUAUCUUUUCAUUAAAACAUCAACCUAAAACACAAUUGAUAGAAAUUCUUGGAAAUUUGCCAUCACAAUUGGCCAUAGAUGAUAUAAACGAUUUUUGGUCUUUGGCAGAAUAUUAUGAUAAACAAACACCUUCAUCUUUUAUAAAAGAUAUUGCUGGAUAUAUUUUUGACCUAAAGCAACAGGAUAAAGGAAUUUCUCAAAUGUUAUGCCUUCCAAUUAGUGUAACUGAAUUAGUGUCUCAUACAAAUAAGACAGUCACAAACAGUUUGAAAUUUUUUGUAAUGGAUUGCAGACCUGCAGAGCAAUACAAUGCUGGACAUUUGCCUAUUGCCUUUCCGCUAGAUAGUACUUUACUUUUGGAAGAUCCUGUUUCUUUUUGGACUGCUGUUGAAGGGCUAUUAUCAUGUCAGAAGCAGAGCUUUGUUGAGGGCCGUUCAGGAGGAGGAGAACAUUGGUGUUUCUCAGGUUGUGGUAGUGGUUUAGAUGCUAACCAAAAUACUCACAUGGUUGUUUCUGCAUUUUUACAAAAACAUUCUCUCUAUGUUUCUAUGCUUAAUGGUGGCUAUCAGGCACUUCAUGAAUAUUUUGAAAAAAACAAUAUUGAUGGCUUGAGUGAUCAUGAUCGUAAACGAUGUUCACAGUGUCUAAGUAGUCCAAAUCAAAAUAAAGAACGAUUGACUCAAACAAAUUCAACUAAUGAAUUGUUUUCUAAACUUGGUGUGGCAAUGAGAUCCAAAUCGUUUGAAGUCAAAGGUAAAUUAAUGGAUUUUUUAUCAAGUAAUAACAAUAGUACAAAAAAUGAAAAAACAAAUGGAGGUAGCAAAAGAUAUAGAAAUAUGGCACCAGUUUUUGCAAUAGAUGAAGAUGACAAUAAUCAAGAUUCAGAAGAUGAACCAGAUGAUGUAGCUCAUUAUAAUAGUUUAUCGAUGCUAUUAAAUAAAUUCAAUGUAAUUGCAUCAUUUGAUUGUCAACAUAUCAGAGAUGACGGAACAGUAAUUCCAGGGAAAUUGGUGUUGACAAAAAAUAACCUGAUAAUUGUUGAAGUAGACACAAAAGAUUCUAAUAAAAUUUGUUCACUGGUAAAUCAUUCACUGGGAACUAUUUUGAAUAUUAAAUGUCGUAAAAAACGACCUGAUUUAAUUAUUUUUGAAUAUUCUGGACCAGAAAAAGAUAUAGACAGAUUUUUAAUACCACAAUCACAAAAAGCUACUGAUAUAAUAAGCAAGCAAAUAUUGGAUUACAUUGAGCGUACUGAAAGCUGAUCAAUUUUGUACAAAUUGCUAAAACAACAUUUUUUAUCAAAAAAAAAAAAAAAUUCAAUACAAUUACUUAAUACAAAUAAUUAGAAGUUAGUGAAUACAUUGUUUUAAUAAUAAUAAAAAAAAAAAUUAUUUUAUUAAAAAAAACAAAUUAAGAUUGCUCAUUUAUUAGCUUCAUGAAUGUUUUUCAU
Messenger RNA from Rhopalosiphum maidis (corn leaf aphid), 2590 nucleotides. RefSeq names its product TBC1 domain family member 23 (gene TBC1D23). Lineage: Eukaryota; Metazoa; Arthropoda; Insecta; Hemiptera; Aphididae. Gene Ontology annotation, biological process: retrograde transport, endosome to Golgi. The record is from RefSeq and is a predicted model, not a curated record. Gene Ontology annotation, cellular component: trans-Golgi network. The coding region runs from base 450 to 2402 and encodes 650 amino acids. The transcript has 13 exons.